CUGAGCGAGGUGGCCGAGCACUGUGUCAUGGAGUUCCUGCCGGUCGUGCCCGACCGCUUGCGCGUCGAGGCCGUGUGCAGGCGCUGGCGGCGCCUGAGCCGGGAGCAGGUGCCUGUCACGGAGCUUGACUUCGGCCAAGUCGCUGUCCGGCCGCUGCUGAGACGCGACGUCAGCGCCAUGAUGGAGCGCGCCCAGCAACAGCUGACGCGGCUCGUGCUGCCCGACAUCACCCUGGUCGACGCGCACAUUGAGCUCAUAGUGCAGCAGCGGAACCUCCGCGUCUUCCGAGCGCACAGGUUUGUG
Messenger RNA from Phytophthora sojae, 303 nucleotides. RefSeq lists its product as hypothetical. Lineage: Eukaryota; Oomycota; Peronosporomycetes; Peronosporales; Peronosporaceae. The annotation marks the transcript as partial. The transcript has a single exon. The record is from RefSeq and is a predicted model, not a curated record. Gene Ontology annotation, molecular function: protein binding.